ACUUAUUCUACUGAUGAGCCCAUGAAUGACGUAAUCAAGAUCUACCUAUAGAGGGGUUUGAAUCUACCCCUCAACCAACUAAUUCCUCUUACCAGUGGGUUUCCUUGAACGAGAAGUGCGUGUCAUUGUCACCUACCCUCUUUGUUUUCAUUGUCAAACAUAAGAAACGCAGCAGGAAACCUAGAGUCAUCCAGAGUGCUUGUGAAUCCAAAAAGUUUGCUGCGUCUGUUUUGCUCAUCAACAUACUACAAGAAAUGCAAAUGCCAAUGAUGAAUACAUACUUCAUUUCCCAUGGAUCACCCACUUUAGCCAUAGAAGACCUUCCUGCAAGGCAUUUUCUGCUGAAUUGGGACAAAGUUUUACAACAGAAGCCUAAAGCUAUAUUGGUCAUCUCUGGUCAUUGGGAUACUUCAGUUCCCACUGUCAAUACUGUGAGCAGAAAUAGCACAAUUUAUGAUUUCUAUGGCUUCCCUCAAGAAAUGUAUGAGCUUCAAUACAAUGCACCUGGAGCUCCUGAUCUGGCAAAAAGAGUCAAAGAGUUGCUGAUUAAUUCAGGAUUCAAGACUGUUAAAGAGGAUGCGAAGAGAGGGCUAGAUCAUGGCGCCUGGGUACCCCUUUCUUUAAUGUACCCCAAUGCCGAUAUACCUGUUUGUCAGCUUUCUGUCCAGUCAAAACAAAGUGGUGAGCACCACUACAAGAUGGGGCAGGCCUUGGCACCAUUGAAAUCAGAGGGUGUCUUGAUUAUGGGGUCUGGCAGUGCCACUCACAACCUCAGAGCUUUGGCUUUUAAUGGUAAGGGGCCGGCUUCCUGGGCUCAAGCAUUUGACAACUGGCUCACCGAAUCUCUAGUCAAUGGCAGGCACGAUGAAGUUAAUCAUUUUGAAGAGAAAGCACCUUGUGCAAGAAUGGCCCAUCCAUACCCAGACCACUUCUUUCCAUUGCAUGUUGCCCUUGGAGCAGCUGGUGAGCGGGCUAAAGCUGAACUUAUCCACAAUAGCUGGAGCCAUGGCACACUUUCCUAUUCAUCAUAUGCUUUCUCUACCGUACAGUAACCGAUGUUGCAAUGUCGAUGCCAAAUAACGCUCGUUCUCUUAAUUAGUGUCCAGUCUGAUAAUAUUGUAUUUGAACUCAAACUAGUUGAAUAUAAUGGGUUUUAUGAGCUUCUGCACUUUA
Cryptomeria japonica (Japanese cedar) is the source of this 1173-nucleotide messenger RNA. RefSeq names its product extradiol ring-cleavage dioxygenase. NCBI's taxonomy places the organism in Eukaryota, Viridiplantae, Streptophyta, Pinopsida, Cupressales, Cupressaceae. The coding region runs from base 255 to 1052 and encodes 265 amino acids. The transcript has 3 exons. The record is from RefSeq and is a predicted model, not a curated record. Gene Ontology annotation, molecular function: ferrous iron binding; zinc ion binding; oxidoreductase activity, acting on single donors with incorporation of molecular oxygen.